Molecule: messenger RNA, 558 nt
Organism: Leptidea sinapis
Lineage: Eukaryota; Metazoa; Arthropoda; Insecta; Lepidoptera; Pieridae
Exons: 2
Coding region: 1-558 (185 amino acids)
Source: RefSeq, a predicted model, not a curated record
AUGACUGGAAAACAACUAUCCUGGGGGUGCUGGGGCAAUCAUGACGAAACACCUAUACGUUCAAAUGCCUGCUGGUCCAGUUCAAAUACACAAGAAUCUAAUGUUACGAAAAGAUCACACAAAAGACAAGCUCUCGGUUCUCCAACUUCACCAAGUGUACCUUCCACCGCCAUGUUGGAAGAAGUACGAAACAUCGUUAAUGAAGUUUUUGAAAAAGAAAUGUCAAACUUAAUGGCUAAUAUAAACAAAACUAUAACCUUGACUGUCAGCACUUGUUUAAAAAGUAUUGAUAGCAAAAUUGAAGAGCUCCAACGUUCAGUAUCAUUUAUUAGCAGCCAAUAUGAUGAUAUAAAAAAGGAAAUUGAUAAAUACUCUGAUAUAUUUGAAAAACAAAGACUUGAAAAUGAAUCACUUCAAAGCACUGUUACAGAUCUAACGAACAAAAUUAACUUAAUGGAACAGCAAGCCCGUUCUAACAAUAUUGAAAUUCAAUGUGUUCCUGAGUCAAAAAACGAAAAUUUAAUUUCUAUCACAAAACAGCUAUCAAAGACAGUGUGA